UAUUUAUUUUCGCUCGCUCCGUCUGCUUCAACGGCUAGCAGAUUUGAAAGUCGAUUUCAAAAAUGCUCCACCAACCGCCGCCCCACAGCAUUAAGCUGAUGACGGGCGCCGAAGAAAACAGACACUAUCUGCGCAUCUUCAUACAGACCUACAGAGAUCUGCCCGUUCUCUGGGACACAUCGUUGCGCGACUAUACGAAUCGGGAAAAGCGCGCGGAGGCUUAUCAGCGGUUGGUGCCCAUUUAUCAUUAUCUAAAGCGCGACGCAACCGUGGAGGACGUAAAGAAGAAAAUAAAUACGCUACGCACCAACUAUCGCAAGGAACUGAAGGUGGUGGAGAGCGCCAUAAGAUCGGGAACGCUGCACACGCCGCGCUGCUGGACAUUCCAAGAGUUGGAUUUUCUGCGCAACACUGAGAAAUUCCUAGCCGUGAAUCCCACUUUCAAGAACGAGCCCUUUUCAUUCAACGAGAACUCCAGCUCCACCACCAGCUUCAUGGAGCAGCAUGGCAAUAGUGGAGUUGCAGCCGCAGCUGCUGCCGCUCUGCAUUAUCCAUAUCGCGGAGCUGGCGGACAGACACCCAACAUAUCGGAAAUGUUUCACAAAUCAUUCGGGCAUGUGCAGAAAGUGGAAAUACUGCCACCGCCACCACCACCAUCUAGUGUUGGCCCCAUGUCCGCGCAUCAGUCCACGCAUGCGGAUUAUGGAACACCGAAGCGGGCGCGUCAAACCCCACCCUGUAACUCCGGCGGCAGCAAUAACAACAACAACAGCAGCAACGUCAACGUAAGCACCCACAAUACGGAUGAGCUGCUCAAUAUUGCGUGUGAGUAUCUCGCGGGCACAUAUCCUGAGGAGGAGUCCAUAGCACGCACCUGGACGCACAAGUUGAAGCGAUUGCCACGCGAUCAGCGACUGCUGGCCGAGAAGUUUAUCAAUGAGAUACUGUUCGAGGCGGAGUCCUCCAAUUUGCAUCGCGGCUCCGUCCAGAUCAACAAUAGUUUCGAGCCCUUCGUGCGUUUCGAGGAGCCGACGGCCUGCCAUGAGGAACAGGACAAGUCACAAAGUCCCAGCGUUCAUACGUCCACAGAGUCCACGCCCAAGUCCAGUAAUGCUGUGGCAUCCACAGCUGGUGCCCUGGGUGACGGGCACAAUGUGGGCGGAGGAGCGGGCUCAGCAGGCGCAGCUGCAGGCAGCAACGCUGGCUUGGUCAGGGAAUUCUGAAAUUAAGCUUAAAAGUAACCCCUUGUAGUUGAUAAG
Messenger RNA from Scaptodrosophila lebanonensis, 1259 nucleotides. RefSeq lists its product as uncharacterized. The transcript has a single exon. The record is from RefSeq and is a predicted model, not a curated record. Lineage: Eukaryota; Metazoa; Arthropoda; Insecta; Diptera; Drosophilidae. Bases 63 to 1223 code for a protein of 386 amino acids.